AUUAAAAUGAGCAAUAAAAGACUAAGCAAUUCUUCUCAAUAAUAGCAACAAUAAAAAAAACCAAGUUUCAAUGAUCAACCAGUUAUAAUACCUAACAAAGAAGACGAUAAAAAAAGUUUGAAUGGUAGUUAAAUAAAUGAAUCACAGGAUGGAGUUUAAAAAUAAUAAUAAUAACAAUCCAAGUUUGAGCUCCCUUAAAUCCCUAAAUUUUAAAGUUUACCUUUAAGAGACUAUUUUGACAAUAAUUUAAGUGCAAUAUUAUUGGAAGGUUUAAAAGAGAUUGGAAGAUAAAGGUAAUUAUUUUGAAAUUAUUAUAGACCUGAAAAUCCAACUAAAUUUUUAGGAGAAUAUCUGCUUUCAUAGGAUAAAUAAAAAUGAAUAUAUUCAUAAAAC
Paramecium sonneborni is the source of this 393-nucleotide messenger RNA. NCBI's taxonomy places the organism in Eukaryota, Ciliophora, Oligohymenophorea, Peniculida, Parameciidae. The record is from the annotation of a GenBank genome assembly.